Molecule: messenger RNA, 3384 nt
Organism: Ficedula albicollis (Collared flycatcher)
Lineage: Eukaryota; Metazoa; Chordata; Aves; Passeriformes; Muscicapidae
Gene: RGSL1
Product: regulator of G-protein signaling like 1
Exons: 19
Coding region: 1-3384 (1127 amino acids)
Source: RefSeq, a predicted model, not a curated record
AUGAUGACUGCUGCAUCCAUAGCCUCCACGGACAUGGGGCUUCUGCUGCAAGAUGAUGCUUUUGUUGACUUCUUCAACACCUUUCUGAACCUUCCUGUUUUUGGCCAGACACCCCUUUACAUCAGUGGCAUGGGCCGGUGGUACCUGUGGCCGGAGCUGCCGAGAUUCCUGGAUCCCAGCCCCGCGGCUUUACUGGCUUGGUUGGAAAAGCACCGGCUGCCUCACUUCUGCAAAUCCAGCCUGUGCCUCCAGCUCGUCCUCUGCCAGAAGCUGCUGGGUUUCAUUCGCUCGGGGGAAGCAGCAGAGCUCCUGAACUGGCAGAGCGCUGACCAGUGGCUGCUGGAGAGGUGCAUCAGUGGGAGCCACGGCAUGCGGCACUUCUGCGCCUUCAUCCGCGGAACAGCAGGGGAAGAACUGAUCGACUUCUGGCUCAUCACUGAAAGGCUCCUGGGCCUGGACGAGUCAGAUGGGAGUCAGAGGGACCUGUUCUUGUCCCUGGUCCACAGGCUGAGAGCCACUCACCUGCGUGAAGGCUCCAGCGUGGUCACCCUCUGCACCACCAUCGCUGGAUCUCUGCCGAAAGCCAGGCACAUCCAGUCCGUCAGCACCAGGAGGGACAUCCUGAGCAAGAUGCAGGAACAGGCCCUUUUUAUCAUUCAGAGUUACUGGCUCCCUAAAUUCUUCGUGCACUGCAAGAUGGGAGUGGAGGAAGAGGAAUCGUGCCAGCCUUUGCUCCAGGAAUAUCAGAAGCGUUUAUCAUGGGCCUGCUGGCAGGAGCCCCCAGGCCUGUCAGAGCCCCUCCCCACGAUGCACAUCAAAAGGAGCCAGGGUGUGUCAGGGCCCUACUGCAGCUGGAGGGCCAAAGCAGAGGUCUGGGCUCUGGUCAAGGAGGGCAGAGACACCCAAGAAUUAAAAAUGGCCACUUUUCAGGUGAAAGCAGAGAAGCAGCCAGGGCCAGCUGGGAGCAUGGAGGAAUUGUGUAUGGAUAAGGAUGCUUUGGGAUCGAUUCCCCAGCAGUCAGAGCAUCCUGCAAAUACUGCCUUUGGAGGCAGAGGAGGAGUAACAUUUCCUGGAAGACCUCAGCCCAGUGCAGAGCAGGAUCUAGAAAACCUCUGUAAGGAGAAAAACCUCUCUGACCGGCUUCCCUCUGCAUCCCUUGCCCGGCUGCCAUCCCUGAAAAAGCCAGCCAAGACCCUGGAUUUCCUUCCCUGGGCGCUGAGUGCUGAUGCCUGUGCGGGACGACCCUUCAGAGAAUUCCUGCAGCGCCGGAACCGGCCCAUGGAGACUCAUCUCCUGGACCUGUGGCACGACCUGGAGGAGUUUCUGCCCGUGGUGCUGGACUCCAACAGAGAAAACAGCUUCUUCCUGCGCCAUUUGAUUGGGGAAAAGAUCUGCAAGACCUACCUGGAUGAGGACAGCAUUGAGAAGCUUCCCUUGGAGACCAGGACUCUCGUGAGUUUGUGGAACCAUCUGAUAUGUGGAGAAUUCUCCCCCUGGAUAUUCAGAGCCCAGAUGGAGAUUUGCCAGGUGCUCUGCAGCCUCUAUGAGGAAUUCCUGGCUGACGACGACAGGACGUUCCUCCAGUUCAUGGCUCCAGGGAUAGAUGUCCCCACGCUCAAGAUGCUGGGUCGUGCUGCUGGCAGAGGACAGUAUUUCCACCUGUUCCAGAGGAUGAACCAGUCCCUGAAGCUGAGCCAGGCCUUGCAUGGCACCAGGAGCUUGGAAGGGGUCUCCUCCAAGCUCUGGCAAUUGCUUGCUGCUCGGGACCUCCAGAAUGGGGGUUCCAUCCAGGCAGAGAUGGAGCUGCUGCUGGGCAGUGCUGGUAAGAGGAGGCUCUCAAUGCACAUUGAAUUGCAAAGGAUGAUGGCAGGUGAGCUGGCUGUGGGUAGCCCAAGCAAGGAAGAGGAGCUCCUGCAGCUCAUGAAUGCAGCACUUGGCAUAGGUGGCCUUUUUGAGGAGGAGGACGAGGAGGAAGGACCUCCGAAGAAGAAGCAGAAGCAGACACACAAAAAGCCCAAGUCCAGGCGUCGUCAGCAUGUGCAGGAAGGGAGAGAGGGCCUCGAGAGACAGAGGAUGGUAAGGAAAGAGCCUGUGUGCUGGCAGGCUGAGGAUCUUUGCCAGGCAAGAAAGAGAGGAGGUGCUGUGAGACAAGGGAUGUCACAUAGAUGGGGUGAGGGAGUCACACCUGGGGAGCUGCAGGAAGGCAGCAGGGAAAGGCUCCCUCCUACAGGCUCUGGAGUCCUGCUCCACACAGACUCCACCACAUCUGGUCAGGACUGGCCGAGCGAUUCACGCAGAGAAACUGAGAAAGGCUGGGUCACAAAUCCCACUGCCAAGGCUGCUCCAGCUCACAGGGCGGGGUCAGACAGCAGGGCUGAGCCCCAGUGCUGCAGCUCCCUGGCUGGUGCCAGCUGUGCCAGCUGUGCCAGCUGUGCCGUGUCUCUGCAGGAAUGGGCCUGGGAUGCCAUCCGGGAGCUUGUCAGGAGCUUCUGCAAGUUCCGGAGGGAGAUGAAAAAUCAGAAACGCCGAGCAGAAUUUGAGGAGUUUCUCCGUCAGGAGCGAAGAAACGAGAGGGAAAACUUGCCUGUCAAGGAGAAGCAGAAGAAAAGUCCUGCGAAGAGCCCCCGCAAGGGCAAAGCCCAGCAGGAGAAGGUGACGCUGGUAAAGCGCCGCAUCUUGGACAAACAGCUCAUCGUCGUCAACUUCCUCGUCGAUGACCUCCGCUUUUACCUGGAGAUGGACAAGUUUUCCAAGCUGGCUGACUGCAAGGAAGCUGCGGCACCCCGCAACGUGGGGUCAGAAAAGAAAGUUGCCUUUCUCAGAAAGAAACAUGACAUGAUCAGCAAACUUUUCCUGGACUCUGAUAUCCCCCCCAGGCUGCGGGUCAACAUCUCAGAGAAAGACAGGGAUUCAAUCUGUCGUUUACCUUCCAAGAAGCCGCUGUCCCGGGCCGUAUACCACAGCGCCAAGGUCGCCCUCUUCCCCAUCCUGAUGUACUUCUGGAGAAGGUUCUGCACCUGGAAGGUGAUGAGAAGCUACCAGAAGACCCAUGAGAAGGACAAGAGCUUUGGGCUCACUAAGGGGGACAAGAGAUCCCGGCUCCAAAAGCAGGAGAGGAGCUCUCAGGAGCCCAAACGGGGCAAGGGCCACAAGGAGGGAAAGGUUCCAGCCUCUUCACAUCCUGCAAAAACCCCCUCCAAAGCACCCGAGAUCCUGGAUCCCAAGACGGUGGUGGCUAUUGUCCUUGCUGAACAUUACGCUCCAGGUAAAAGGCCUGUCCUCACCUUCAAGAUGUCAGAGGGCGUGGAGCUGCUGGAACCGCGGUUCCGGAAGAAAUCUAUCCUAGAAGAAUGCAUCCUGGGAAUAACACCAGGUACAUUUUGA